UCAAGAAAGACAGCCUCGGACUCUGCCCCGCAGUCUCCUCCAGACGGCUCUGGGAUUUGGUGGGAUCCUUCCUUCCCCGGAACUGUCCGUUCCUUGGCGAGCGUGCGUCCUCUUUCCGAUGGGUUCUUUGGUUGCCAAGCUACUUCUGCCAACUCUAAGCAGCCUGGCUUUCCUCCCGACCAUCAGCAUCGCAGCCAAAAGGCAAUUCCACAUGGAGGCCAUGGUCUAUUUCUUCACCAUGUUCUUUGUGUCGAUCUACCAUGCGUGUGAUGGCCCCGGGUUAUCCAUCCUGUGCUUCAUGCAAUACGACAUCCUCGAGUACUUCAGCAUCUACGGGACGGCGUUAUCUAUGUGGGUGUCGCUAAUGGCCCUGGCAGAGUUUGAUGAGCCCAAAAGAUCAACCUUUCUGAUGUUUGGCGUGCUGACGAUUGCCGUCAGGAUCUACCAUGACCGAUGGGGAUAUGGUGUUUACUCAGGACCAAUUGGGACAGCUGUUCUGGUGAUAACUGUGAAAUGGUUGCAAAAGAUGAAAGAGAAAAAAGGCCUCUAUCCCGACAGAAGCGUCUACACACAGCAGAUUGGACCUGGCUUCUGCUUUGGAGCCCUGGCGCUGAUGCUGAGGUUCUUUUUCGAGAUGCCACCUUUGAAUACAGAGUUCUUAUUCAGCUAUUGUCAGCGGUACGUUUUGAGAAGUUCUUCCGGAGUUCUGUCCAAUUUCUUGAAGGAAUCUAAAACAUUGAUAAAGCUGGGGGCAGUGAACUCCAUCAGUUAA
Messenger RNA from Sphaerodactylus townsendi, 772 nucleotides. RefSeq names its product myomaker, myoblast fusion factor (gene MYMK). Gene Ontology annotation, cellular component: plasma membrane. The record is from RefSeq and is a predicted model, not a curated record. The transcript is spliced from 5 exons. Bases 119 to 772 code for a protein of 217 amino acids. NCBI's taxonomy places the organism in Eukaryota, Metazoa, Chordata, Lepidosauria, Squamata, Sphaerodactylidae.